GACUUCAGUAUUGUUGGAAGACACCUCUGUUAGAAUGUUUAGCACGAUCACUGCCGGAUUUACGGUCGUGUUUUGCAUGUCAACAUGCAGCUAUGGCGACUUCCCGUUCCGGAACACGUCCCUGUCGUGGGAGGCGAGGGUGGAGGACCUGGUGGGUCGUCUCACCCUGGAGGAAAUCGUGCUGCAGAUGACGAGGGGAGGGGUGAGUCCCAUCAACGGACCCACCCCGCCCGUCUCGAGGUUGGGGAUCGGACCCUACUCUUGGGACACAGAGUGUCUGCGCGGGGACGUGAAGGCCGGCAAUGCGACGUCGUUUCCUGAACCAAUCGGCUUGGCUGCUUCCUUCGAUCCGAAACUGAUUUUCCGUGUGGCCGAGGCGACCAGCAUAGAGGUGCGGGCCAAGUUCAACAACUUCAGCCGCCACGGCGUGUACGGCACCCACAGGGGCAUCAGCUGCCUCAGCCCCGUCAUCAACAUCCUCCGCGACCCAAGGUGGGGCAGGAACCCGGAGACGUAUGGCGAGUGUCCUUACCUCACGGGUGUCUACGCAACUCAGUUUGUUCAUGGUCUCCAAGGCAACCACCCACGCUACAUUCGGGCUAACGCGGGAUGUAAACAUUUUGAUGCCUAUGGUGGACCCGAAAAUAUCCCCAUCGAUCGACAUGUAUUCAAUGCCAAGGUGUCAGAGCGGGACUGGAGAACCACAUUCCUGCCCGCCUUCAGAGCAUGCGUCAAGGCGGGGACCUACAACAUCAUGUGUAGCUACAACAGCAUCAACGGUGUACCAUCGUGUGCCAACAAGCGCCUCCUGACGGACAUACUGCGGAAAGAAUGGGGCUUUACUGGCUACGUCAUCAGCGAUCAGGGGGCGACAGAGCAGGUGAUGACGGCUCACAACUUCACCAACAGCAGUGUUGACACUGCGGCCUCUUGUGUCGCGGCAGGCCUCAACUUGGAGAUAUCUGACCGCACUGAACAGAAUCCAGCAUUGAUGUCCAUGAUCCAAGCAGUCCAGCAAGGCAAACUGAGCGAGGACCUGGUCAGGGAGCGGGUCAAGCCGCUCUUCUAUACAAGAAUGAGGCUCGGAGAGUUUGACCCACCGGAAAUUAACCCAUACGCAAAACUCAAACUGUCGGUGAUAGAGUCACGUGACCACAGAGCUCUUGCAAUAGAAGCAGCCAUGAAGUCAUUUGUCUUGUUGAAGAAUGAGAAAAGUUUCUUGCCACUGAAGAAGAAAUACAACACACUAGCGGCUGUUGGUCCGAUGGUGUUCCAAGGCAAGGCUACGAUGGGGGGCUACGCUCCGGACACAGACCCCAGCUGGAUGUCACUGACUGUCACGGGACUGGCUGACCUUGCGACCCACACUCGGGCGGUAGAAGGUUGCAGCUCCACCGCCUGCAUGAACUACAACAGCAGCGGCGUCGCCUGGGCGGUGGCCGGCGCCGACAUCGUCUUUGUCACGCUGGGAUUGGGUAGCGACCUGGAAUCUGAAGGCAACGACAGGCCGGAUCUUCAACUACCUUAUCGCCAGUUCGAUCUACUCGCAGACGCAGUGUACAAAAGUGCUUCUGCUCCUGUUGUCGUCCUGUUAUUCAACGCCGGGCCCCUGAACAUGACGUGGGCGAUGGACCAAUCCCGUAUCAAGGCCAUCCUGGAAGUGUUCUACCCCGCCCAGGCCACGGGGGAGGCGCUUAGAAGAGUCCUGGCCAAUGACGGCCCAGGGGCGGUACCUGCGGGGAGACUACCAAACACCUGGCCAUUUAUUGUACAAAAUUUUACCCGAUGGAAGUUCCCGGCAAUGACGGACUACGCCACGCACGGCCGCACCUACCGCUACACCAACACCAACAUCCUCUUCCCUUUCGGCUACGGACUGUCCUACUCAAGGUUCCGGUACACAGACAUGGAGGUCAAGGACACAGUCCAGGCAGGUCAAGAUGGCUGGGUCAAGGUCACUGUGGAAAAUCUCGGACCGUAUGAUGCUGACGAGGUGGUUCAAGUGUAUAUUGCGUGGACAACAGCAUCAGUACCGACACCGAGGCUGCAGCUGACGGGAUUUGACCGAGUGACUUUGGCCUCUGGCACCAAUAUGCAGGUCAACUUGACCAUUGCCUCCGACAACAUGGCGCUGUGGCAGGGGCAGAGAGGCUGGGUCAUAGGUGAAGGGACUCUGGAGGUGUAUGUCGGUGGCCAACAGCCGAACCAGACCCGGUCAGUAGGCUCAGAAGUCCUUCACCAGACUGUUCACAUCACUGGAGUGAAAGCCCUCGGACGCUAUUGAUACUUGCUACUGGUACAUGCUACUGGUACAUGCUAAUGCUGCAGACAACUGACACAUGCUCUGAUACAUUAUACUAAACCCUUCAGUGAUACAUGCUACUGAUACACCCUACUGAUACACACUACUGAUACAUCCUACUGAUACAUGCUACUGAUACACGCUACUGGUACACGCUACUGAUACACCCUACUGAUACACACUACUGAUACACACUACUGAUACAUGCUACUGAUACACACUACUGAUACACACUACUGAUACACACUACUGAUACAUGCUACUGAUACACACUACUUAUACAUGCUUCUUAUACAUGCUACUGAUACACACUACUGAUACACGCUACUGAUACACACUACUUAUGCAUGCUACUUAUACACGCUACUGAUACACACCGCUGAUACACACUACUGAUACAUACUACUUAUGCAUGCUACUGAUACACGCUACUUACACAUGCUACUGAUCCACACUACUGAUACACGGUUCUGGUACACGCUACUGAUACACCUACUGAUACAUGUUCCUGAUACACCUACUGAUACAUGCUCCUGAUACACCCCGAUGAUACAUGAUACUGAUACAUUCAUCAUUUCCUUCCACAAGAAGGAUCGUGAACCACUCUUUCAGCUUCUAUGUCAAUAGAAAAGAGUAAGUGUUGCAGAUAAAUAAACAAUUUG
Haliotis rufescens (red abalone) is the source of this 2964-nucleotide messenger RNA. Its product is annotated as probable beta-D-xylosidase 7. Gene Ontology annotation, cellular component: plant-type cell wall. The record is from RefSeq and is a predicted model, not a curated record. Lineage: Eukaryota; Metazoa; Mollusca; Gastropoda; Lepetellida; Haliotidae. The transcript has 12 exons. Bases 35 to 2284 code for a protein of 749 amino acids. Gene Ontology annotation, molecular function: xylan 1,4-beta-xylosidase activity; alpha-L-arabinofuranosidase activity. Gene Ontology annotation, biological process: xylan catabolic process; arabinan catabolic process.